CCCCCCAAGCUAUCAAAUUAGUUCCAGAUGCCUUUUACCAAACCGACCAAUUAGUUUCGAAAUCGGUUAAUUCAAGCCAGCAUGAAAAGUGCGAAAAAAAAACUAAGCACAGUGCACACACAUCACGUUAGAUUAAUGUAUGCAUCAGAAAAAGUUAAAACUGUGGAUCAGCUCACUUGGCGGUGAGCCACCAAUGCAAAAGGCCCUAUAUUUGGAUAACGAAUAUAAGAGAAGACCCCAGCGAUUGCUGUCGCACAAAGCUCGCCGUUCACGUACGGCGAGAACGAGCCAGCGACCAACCGAGGCCUGCCUGCUUUGCACCGGCCGGAGAGAUCUUGAUGGCGGCACCGCCGCCGCUCCCGGCGCCCCCGCCGCCGCAGCCCAGCGGAGGCAUCGUCGAACCAUUGCCGGUGGUGGCGCCGCAUUUCUGCGCGCCCUACGUGGUGCAGCUGAACGUGCAAGAACAGUUCGGCCUCCGAGAGGGGAGCUUCCUCAUCACCGACACCAACGGCGCCGUCGUGAUCACGGUCAAGGGCGCCUUCAUCAGCAUCCACAACCGCCGCAUCCUCUUCGACGCCGGUGGCAAUCCCCUCCUCUGCUUGCGCGAGAAGGUAAUUAGUAUGCACAACAGAUGGGAAGCGUACAGAGGGGACGGCACAAAAUCAAGUGAUUUGCUCUUCACCGUCAAGAAAUCUUCAAUCAUUCAACUGUUUAAAACAGAGAUGUACAUCUACUUGGCUUCGAACACUUCACAUGACGUCUGCGACUUCAAGAUGAAUGGUAGCUUCAAUGAGAGAGCUUGUUCUUUCUACCUUGGUAAUACCAACACCUUGAUUGCUCAAAUGCACCGUCAGCAUUCUGCCACAAGCGUGGUGUUGGGAACAGACCACUACAGUCUUACCGUAUUUCCAAAUGUUGACUACGUGUUCAUCUCAGCUCUUGUUGUGAUUCUACAGGAGCUUCACACGGAUAAAAAUGAUUGAUGAGCACAGGGAUCUAAGCUUCCAUGCAAUGAGUUGCGUGGGCGUGUCAUAUAUAUGAUCUUGCUGUUUUUUUUUACUAUCCUCUCAUUUUGGAGGAAUUGAAAUCUACUUAAUGAACUAGACUAUUUGCUUAGAAUUGCUGAUUUAUCUGGAUGCAUAUUUUAGAUUUUGUUGGUCAUAUUCAGUAAUU
Messenger RNA from Panicum virgatum (switchgrass), 1173 nucleotides. RefSeq names its product protein LURP-one-related 10-like. NCBI's taxonomy places the organism in Eukaryota, Viridiplantae, Streptophyta, Magnoliopsida, Poales, Poaceae. The record is from RefSeq and is a predicted model, not a curated record. The transcript has 3 exons. Bases 339 to 983 code for a protein of 214 amino acids.